GACAAACGUUACCAACAUGGAGCAAACGCCGGCGAACUCGAGCUCAGAUGACAAGAAGGAACUCUCUCGGUUUCAGCCUACUGCGGCGGAGAAGCAGCAGGUCGUGAUGUUGUCUUUGUUUUACCUCUGCGUAUUCCUCUGCAUUGGUGUCCCACUUUGGUUGAAAACCACAGCGACAUAUCAGGCUCCUCUGCCGUUUUGGGAAAUCAAAGCCCUGUGUUCGUCGCCCAUUCACAUUUCUGUGCCCGUGAGCAUCGUUAGUUUCUCCGACCAGCUAACUGCGAGUGAUUUGACGAUCAUCCAGUCGGACCUUACCGCAUCUUCGGAUCCAAAGGUUAGAUGUGGAUUCGAACCAGCUGGUUCAAAAAAAUUAGCGCUCCGAUGCUCCAUCACUGUUCGAUCCGCAAGCGAUGCGGAAUUGAAGCUUUACACAAAACUCACUAAAGAACCGCUCAUAUUGGAUGAUUUUCUUGCUGAAAUGGCGAACAUGUUGCUUCAAGAAUCCUGCCUCUCCAACGAUGUUCAGUGCAUCCAAUCUCCGUACGCUAUCAUCGUACUCCCAACCGGCAUCCAAGAUCUUUUCCCAGUGGACGAUUCCUCUGUGCGGUGGAGGAUUCGGCCUUCUGCCUCGCUUACAGUAGUAUUUUUAGUCGCCCCAAGUGGCAAUGCUCGACAAGCGCUUACUACAGAGAUUGCAUCGUUGAUGAAUACCAUCCUUUUACCUAUAACGGAACUUCAGAUGCUUGUUAAUUCCUCCACCAGUUCUCCGAUGCACAUUGAUCAGAGAAAGAUUGACAGAGCCGUUAUCAAGUCCCGUUUAACGACCUCCAAGAAUCAGAAUUAUCUUCCACCUUCAACCGAAUACGACGUAAUGGUGACUAUUCUACCUCACUCCGGCGAUUUACCUCGCGACACGAAUCAGACGACUGGUACAUGGAGUCAUCAGAUUCUGUCAGACCCCACGGUUUGGUUGGAGACCCACGUGCAAAGCGUCUUCUCCUCUUGGUUGCCAUAUGUGAUAUUCCGGUUCAGUUCCCAACGACUCCAUGCGGUGGAUAUCGAAAAGUUGGAGACCAGUCGCAUGGCGAAAAAUCGAACUUUCAAAUACUAUACAGCAAACGACUUGUCUACGCUGGUCAAUCAGCUCGAGUCCUACUUGGGUGCCCCACAAACAGCCUCCGCAGCCACGCGAGAUAUGGCAGGUACAAAACCGGGGCUACACUUGAUCAUGCUCCUGGCACAAGACAAGGAAGCGACACCGCUGCGAUUUUAUUUACCUUCCAAUCCGCAUGGCGAGGCUGUCCUCACCGAUGUUGCUGUGGUGCCUCAGUGGGGUGGGCUUUUUUCCAUCGACGCAAACGUGGAACAGCCUGCUGUUCGAGUGGGACGGCAAUUGGCUGCUGUUAUACGCUUGAUAGCCGGACUACCGGAGCCACCAGCCCAUAUCCAAACUCAUCUUAGCCCAAAACGUGGCCCAGGCGAUGCAUGGGGUGCCGUGGAUCGUUGGGAGAUGGACAGCUGGUUUUUACGCCGCACCGCAGAAAGCCUGCUCUCUAUCCGUAUGACAAUGACAGCAUUGGUUGACUUAUUGUCACGAUUUCCGAACAUGGUUAUCAACGACUACGUGGCAGAUGAGGUUGCCCGCUCCGUCCGAAUGUGGGGUCAAACGCUGGACCAGCUGCGUACCGUUGUGACCGGUUAAAUGUCACUGACUUUGGGCAAUUGUUCACCCAAGCAGAAGACGCCCUUGGAGCAAUCAACAGUGCAUUCUUUGAUUACACUCUGCUCGGACGACUGUACUUUGAGGAGGACCAGAAGUACGGUAUCUACGUCCCACUGUUUGUCCCCAUCGGCGUCAGUCUUCUCGUGUCCGUCAAGAACGUGUUCCGCGCAAUCUUCCUCGGGAGCCUGCUCGCUAAUGAAUGUAAAUCCUUGAUCCCGGCUGUGAUGAACUUGUCAAACUUUCUCUUACGAAACUUGAAACUCGCAUGUUAUGUAAUAUUUGUCAUCUUAUGCGUCCACCAGUUACCGUGAUGUCAUUGGACUCAGUUUUCGUUUGACUUGGUGACUACAUUAUGACUGAAACCUGAAUAAAUGUUUUCUUCCU
Dicrocoelium dendriticum is the source of this 2107-nucleotide messenger RNA. Lineage: Eukaryota; Metazoa; Platyhelminthes; Trematoda; Plagiorchiida; Dicrocoeliidae. The record is from the annotation of a GenBank genome assembly.